Molecule: messenger RNA, 2210 nt
Organism: Xyrauchen texanus (razorback sucker)
Lineage: Eukaryota; Metazoa; Chordata; Actinopteri; Cypriniformes; Catostomidae
Gene: cdk5r2a
Product: cyclin-dependent kinase 5, regulatory subunit 2a (p39)
Exons: 1
Coding region: 283-1218 (311 amino acids)
Biological process (GO): brain development; positive regulation of cyclin-dependent protein serine/threonine kinase activity; activation of protein kinase activity
Cellular component (GO): cytoplasm; protein kinase 5 complex
Molecular function (GO): protein kinase binding; cyclin-dependent protein serine/threonine kinase activator activity
Source: RefSeq, a predicted model, not a curated record
AGUCCUGCCCAUUGCUCCCGCUGUCUGAGGCUGCGCGCGCAGUGGGAUGCAGAAGGAGUGGCGGAGUGCGCGUGUGUAACUGAGGCAAGCUUCGAUUAUUAGCUACGAUAACAUAUUUAACUCAACAGCUGUUUCCCCCACUGAAUACCCAGUGGUCAAGCGAAACAUAAAUGGACGUGAACCUGUGACUCUCAAGUCGCACCUCUCCGAGGCAGUCAACGGAACGAAAGGCGAGACAGAGCAUUCCGAAGGGCCGGUGGGUGUUGGUCGUCAGAGGAAAAGAUGGGCACGGUGCUCUCUAUUUCUCCCACGUCCAGAAAAGGUGGGAUUCUGGAUGAGAAGACGGAUGGGGGGCACGGAGCUAGCGGCAAGACGGAGAAGAGUCUAAAGCGCCAUUCGGUGCUCAUUUCGGCACUGACUUGGAAGCGAUUGGUCGCUGCCUCGGCCAAGAAGAAGAACGCCAAGAAAGUGAACCCGAACCCACCAGUAUCUCAGAUCAGUAACCCCGUGGACCAGCUGAACACCGAAAAUCUCAAGAAGUCUCAGUCAGGCUCCGAGCGCAAGACGAAGCCUGGUCCACUUGCCGUGCCAGUUCCUACCGUACCAGAUAAAAGCCUUCGACCCAAUCAAACCCAGAAUGCGUCCCAGAACGGAAAACAGCUCCUCUCGGUACAAAGGCAGCCGAGUAGUCGCUCGAUCAUCUCCCCCAGACGAGUCAUCGUCCAAGCCUCUACUGGCGAGCUCCUUCGCUGCCUGAGUGAGUUCAUGUGCAGGAGGUGCUACAAACUCAAAGAGCUGAGCCCCAAUGAGAUCAUCCUGUGGUUCCGAAACGUUGACCGAUCGCUGCUCAUCCAAGGUUGGCAAGAUCAGGGUUUUAUCACUCCUGCCAACUUGGUGUUUGUCUAUCUGCUUUGUCGGGAGGCGGUGACCGAGGAUAUCUCCAGCGAGUAUGAGCUGCAGGCCACCUUUCUCACCUGCCUGUACCUCGCCUACUCUUACAUGGGCAACGAGAUCUCAUACCCGCUCAAGCCCUUCCUUGUGGAGACCAACAAGGAGGUGUUCUGGGAGCGCUCCCUGCGGAUCAUUGAUAAAAUGAGUGUCAAAAUGCUGCAGAUCAACUCCGAUCCGCAUUUCUUCACCGAGGUUUUCCAAGACCUCAAGAACGAGGGAGGCUCGAAUGACACGAACGGAAGGUGGAAUAAUAACCUCGACCGCUAACUUUGGUUUAUUUUAGAAAGGAGAGAGAAGCUCUCUGAUACCUCUCCACGCCUUUCCUUAAAGGGUGAAAUGAAUGUAUGACCCGACGGAUGAAGGUGUAAAAAGUGUUGCACUCUAUUGCUGGUUUAUGGCAAAGGGCAAGGGGAUUUGCCUCACCUCCACGAGAGGGGGUUCUCGUUAUUACAUGUAUAUAAUACAACCUUCAUGACCUGAAUGUCACGCGAGCGAUCUGGAGUUUCGUCAUAGUUUACUUAAUGCAUGCUUAAAGUGUUCUAAUCGUCUCAUCAUUGUGUUUUGUUUUUGUUUUUUGAGAAAGACAAAAUAUAUAUAACGCUAUCUGGUGCCGGGCUACAUUGAGAGAUGUAAAUAUUAGCUUGUGCGUCAGUGUUGGGGUCUUUUUUCUAUUAGUUUCAGAAGCGAUGUUGCCACAGACGAUGCGCUGUCCAGGGUGCUGACCUGCAACAGACUCUUUCCUCUUGUGGCGUCUGAUGCUAUCUAUCUGAACGCUGAAUGUACUGUUUUACAACAAAACGAUUCUCUACGGUAAUAUGUGCCAAUUGUCAGUAUAAAACGUAAUGUUUUAUAAUGUAUAUUUGAAAAUAUAUGAUUACAAAUACUUACAGAGUCUUUGCCGCUUCUUUAUAGUUUUGGUGAUGAGAGAGGAAGGACAAGCGAUGCAUCGGUUCGUGAUUAAAGUGUUCUUUUUUCUUCUUUUUCUUCUUCUUUUUUCCAUCAAAGCAGAAAUUAUCAAGGUUUUGCUGACACUUCCAGACGCAGGCAAGGCAUAAAGUUGCAAGUAGAUAAAGACCACAUACUUUGAAUUAAUUACAAUUAUUUGUAGUUGCUUUCAAAUGCUUUAAGGGAGAUCAUUUUAAACCAUGAAACACCACAAGCAAAACUGUUCGCUGAGUGUCUUAGUAAUUAGUGUCUUAGUGUCUCAGGCAGGCAAAUUACUUUAUAUGCUUGAUCAAGAGAAUUAUUUAGAUGAGAAU